AUGUCAUCCCAGGACAUAGGACUCUCUCUCCUUUCGCGAGCGUUCUCUCCCGACACAGCCGGCAGAAUAUUCACCGAGAAGGUAAAAAAUCGACCUCUUCACUUGAAGCCUACAGAGUCAUCGACAGCACAACAGCAGCGACGGCUGGCGCGCAAAGCCAAAGAGUCACGCAAGAAAAAGCAGAAGCCCGCGCCUCUAUCUGCGCGCCAGAAACGAGCACUAUGUUUAUAUGACAUUCCGAAAUCUCAGCAAAAGUAUGCCAUUUACGAACCGCUGAACAGGAUGUGGAUCGGGUAUAUACAGGAGUUGCUCUGGGAGGAUGGGAUUAUGAGACAAAUUACGCCUAGUAUGGCAACGAGGCUGUGUAGUGCGGACUUUCAUGGGGCAGAGCUUGAGGUUGCGAGGAGUCGAUGUGUCUCCAGGGUCGGAGUGAAGGGCAUCGUGGUGAAGGAUUCGAGAUUUGUUUUUGAGGUGGUGACGAAGGGAGAUGGAGUGAAAAUCUUGCCCAAGGAGCAUACGGUCUUCAGCUUUACUGUCCCGAGACCAAAGAAGGAAGGAGUAGAACGUGUCGAUGAAGCAAUGGACAAAGACAAGAUGGAUGUGGGAGAGAUGACGGAGAAGACAAAGACCAUUGCGAAGAAUGUGGUUUUUGAAUUACAUGGUGAUCAAUUCGAGUAUCGGGCAGCAGAUAGGGCAACCAGGAAGUUCAAACCGCAUUACCUGCCGGACCUUUGA
Molecule: messenger RNA, 735 nt
Organism: Cadophora gregata
Lineage: Eukaryota; Fungi; Ascomycota; Leotiomycetes; Helotiales; Ploettnerulaceae
Exons: 1
Coding region: 1-735 (244 amino acids)
Biological process (GO): rRNA processing; tRNA 5'-leader removal
Cellular component (GO): ribonuclease P complex; ribonuclease MRP complex
Molecular function (GO): ribonuclease P RNA binding
Source: RefSeq, a predicted model, not a curated record